Messenger RNA from Schistocerca americana (American grasshopper), 1104 nucleotides. Its product is annotated as facilitated trehalose transporter Tret1-like. The record is from RefSeq and is a predicted model, not a curated record. NCBI's taxonomy places the organism in Eukaryota, Metazoa, Arthropoda, Insecta, Orthoptera, Acrididae. Bases 1 to 1104 code for a protein of 367 amino acids. Gene Ontology annotation, molecular function: transmembrane transporter activity. The transcript is spliced from 4 exons. Gene Ontology annotation, cellular component: membrane. Gene Ontology annotation, biological process: transmembrane transport.
AUGCUGCCGUCACGGGUACCACUCCAGCUGCCAGCAGCGAUGGCAGUGUCGCUGGCGUACCUCAACGCCGGCAUGUUUUUCGGCUGGAGUUCGCCGAUAAUCCCGGAGCUGCAGAAGAACACGUCGCACAUCCCCAUCACGGAGGACCAGGGCUCGUGGCUGGCGUCCGUGGGCCUGCUCGCCUCGGUGCCGCCCACUCUGCUGCUCGGCGUGUUCGUGGAGACUGUUGGCCGCCGAUGGGCGCUGCUGUUCGCUGCCUUACCCCUUCUGACCUUCGCUGUGUGGCAGCGGUUCGCCACCACCUUCGGGGAACUGCUCGCCACCAUCGUGGUGGGCAGCGUCAGCACGAGCAUCAUCCUACCUCUGGGCCCCGUUUACUUGGUUGAAAUAGCCGAGGACCGCAUCAGAGGAUUCUUGGUGUCAAUGGCUACAACUGUGGCGGGACUCGGUGCCCUGCUGAUGACCGCUGUUGGGCCAAAACUGUCUUUCUUUACGGUGACCGAAAUCAUGAUGGUCUGGCCGGUCUUGUUUGCGGCCGUCUUCUGGUGGAUGCCGGAGAGUCCGUACUUCUUGUUGGCGAAGCAUCGCACGGACGAAGCGACCAAGGCGCUGAUGAGGCUGCGCGGGAAGAGUUCGGAGGAGGAGGUGCAGGCCGAGCUGGAGGUCAUCCAGAGGGGACUGGAGGAGAGCACGCAAAAGGAUGUCAGCGCCGCAGACGCCUUCCGGGAGCUGCGGAGGAACGCCGCGUCGCGGAGGCUCUUCAUGCUAUCAAUGGUCUUCACGAUGUUCGUGGUGCUGAGCGGCGUGGACGCCAUCAAUGCCAACACGCUGCAUAUCCUGGUGGAGAGUAACAGCUCGCUGGACCCGGAGCUUGCGGCCAUCGGCGUCUCCAGCAGCAUGGUGCUGUCCUGUUUUGUGUUCUCCCUCGUGGUGGACCGACUGGGUAGGAGGCCACUGCUGCUGUUCUCCUUAUGUGGCUGCUGCGUCGCCACUACAUCCCUCGGCGUCUACUUCUUCCUCAGCAUCUACGCCAGCGAGGGCGCCACAGACGAUAUCUUCUGGCUGCCUCUUGCCAGUCUCAUUGUCUUUUUUGUAAGUAACUAA